Canariomyces notabilis is the source of this 834-nucleotide messenger RNA. Its product is annotated as alpha/beta-hydrolase. Gene Ontology annotation, molecular function: hydrolase activity. The transcript has a single exon. The coding region runs from base 1 to 834 and encodes 277 amino acids. Lineage: Eukaryota; Fungi; Ascomycota; Sordariomycetes; Sordariales; Chaetomiaceae. The record is from RefSeq and is a predicted model, not a curated record.
AUGGCCACCAACCCCAUCCAGCCCUGCUGCUUGCGCGCCUUCCCCUGGGACGGCACCCCGACGGGAAGCGAGACGACGCUCGCGGGGGUCAGCAACCCAGUCUACAUGGCCUACCCGCCGGGUUUCCCGGCGGCCACCGCUUCGUCUUCGCCGUCCCGCGCGGCCAUCUUGAUCGUCCACGACCUCUUUGGAUGGCGGUACCCGAACGUGCGGCUGCUGGCUGACGCGUACGCAGCCGAGGUCGGCGCGACCGUCUACGUGCCCGAUUUUUUCGGCGGCGAGUCGCUCCCCGCCGAGCUGAUCGAGGCCGGCAAAUGGGCCGAGCUCGACCUGCCGUCUUUUACCAAACGCAACAGCCGCGCGGUGCGCGACCCGGAGAUUGUGGCCUGCGCCAGGGCGAUCCGGGCGGUGGGGCAUGAGCGGGUCGGCGCCGCGGGGUUCUGCUACGGCGGGUGGGCGGUCAUGCGGCUUGCGUCCGGUGAGUUCGUGGAGGAGGAGAAGGGAGGCGAAGAUAGUCACGGGCGGAAGAGGGGACUGGUUGACUGCGUUACGGCGGGACAUCCGACGUGGUUGACUAAGGAGGAUAUUGACAAGGUCGAGGUGCCGGUGCAGAUGCUGGCUCCUGAGAUCGAUAACCAGUACACGCAGGAGCUGAAGCUGCAUACGUUUACAGAGCUGCAGAAGAAGGGGGUGCCGUUUGAUUACCAGCACUUCCCGGGGGUGGAGCAUGGGUGUUUUGUCAGGGGCAACCGGGACAGGAAGGGGGAGAGGGAGGCCAUGGCGAGAGCAAAGGAUUCGGCGGUUGCGUGGUUUAAGCAGUGGCUUCAAGACUGA